CGUCCGACCGUCGAAAACGAAAACCAAAAUCAUUCAAUUUCGGAUUCUCAGGAAAGCCAAUCGCGUAUUUGGAAUCGUUCCAACAUUUGUUUACGUUUGCUGGUAUUAAUCAGCACUUCAGCUUAUCCGUGUAUUCCUUUGUUCUCGUCUGUAUUUUGCAUUCGAGUGGUCCAGUGAUAGUUUGCAUUAAUAUACGUUUUGUUUGUUAAUUAUGGGUUCUCUCCAAGCUGAAAGCGAGGAGAAGCAAGAGAUGGACGAUAGCGGUUGUAUACAGGACGAAACUCCACCGUCCAAGCGCCACCCAAACGGGGUAGAAGGAGUCCAACUCUUGGACCUUUCCGACGAUGUGUUACUACUUAUACUGCGGUACCUCACCCCUAGAGACCUCAGGGCAGUAGGAUAUACCUGCCCCCGCCUCGGCGAGCUAAUACUAGACCGCUCGCUUUGGCAAACCGUCGACGCACGCGGCCAACCGUGGGGCCGCGCGCGUUUCCGCUGGUACCUAGCGCGGGCGCUCCACGCGGGCACACGGGAGCUGCUGAUAAGCGGUCACGCGAGAGAAACCAUCAGCAAUGCCAACCAACCAAAAGAGGAGGUAGAAACAAAAGAGAAGGAAGAUAAGGACAAUGGGAGGGAAGAGGACAACAACAACCAACCUGAACGGAGGAAGAGGGACCAUAGAUUUACGGCCCAGCGUGUCAUAGAUGUUCCUGCUUUGGGUCCUAACGCUCAACUCUACAUAGACGAACAGAGAUCCAAUUCCCCAGACACGUACUCCUGGCCGCGUCCAUCCGACACGGUCUCGGACGGCACCGGACCCGAGUUCACACUCACCCCGGCGUCGCUCCGGCAGCUGUCGGACACAUGCCCGCAUCUCACCUCCCUGGCGUUGGAAUACUGCAACAUCAACUGUAACUGUACAAGCAUCAGCAUGUUUCCACCGACCCUCAAGAAGCUGUCACUCCGCGGCUCCAAGUGUUACAACCUGCCUCUAGAUCGCUCAUUCUUGUUCAAAAUACAAGAUUCUCUGCCUGGUUUGGAAUCGCUUGACGUGAGCGAAUGCGAGUGGAUGGAGCCGGCGUCGCUGCUGCCGCUGAGCAAGCUGCCGCACCUGCAGCACCUGCUCGCGCGGGAUUGCCCGCGGCUCACCGAGUUCGUGGCCUACGCCUCGCUGGCCACCAGAUACGGGUUCACUAAACUGCACUCACUAGAUCUCCGCGGCUCCCCAGUAGGCGAUUCCGAAGUGUCAGCGCUGGGUUGGCUGAGCACGCUCUGCCACCUGUGGCUCGCCCCCGCCAAGCCGCCCGCUAGCCGGGACCCGCCCGCCUGCCGGGACGAGUGGGAGGACCAGGAGCCAGAGUACUACAAACUGAAGGAGCCAGAUGACGACUCUGACGCCCCCGAGAGCUGCUCGGACGACAACGGCCACACCUGGCAGGCCAAGUGCAAUGGCUCUUCCGACUACGGCGGCUCAUUACCAGCAGUCUUCAGCUCACCAACUAUGAUCAUCAACGCACCACGCCGCGCAUCAAACCCCCGACCCAGACCCACUAACCGCCCCAGUACCUCAAACGAUCCAACAAUCAACGUAUCUCCAAUGCAAGAUCAAAAUGACUCAAACUUACCUGGUGGAUCUUCUAAUGAAAAAGCUUGUGUGCGCACACAGGGGGCUAAUAUAUCUAUGACACCACACACAGAGACAAGCAGCAACUCUAAAGUGAAAGCGCAGAAACGUAGAACAAGAUCGCCUAGUCCAGGGCCGUCUAAACGGAAACGCGAUGACAGUUCUAGUUCCGAUGACGAUGUUCCUUUGCAGAAUCUGAUUAAGCCAAAUGUUAAUGAGGGUGCUAGUACUUCGAAAGAAGAGAUGGAAGAAGAGGAUGAUGAAGAUAAUGAGCAAGAGGAAGAAGAAGCUCAACCCCGUCAUCACGUCUUAUACGUCAACGUAGGCCAACGUCUCCACGCCGUCUACCGUCUAUCCUUAGACAACGAACACGUGGUAUCUUUUAACCGUCACUCUAACCGCAUGGAUCGGAACAUCUUCCUAUCCCCUCCCGGCUCACAUCUCGACGCGACUUCGCUCGUCACUGACUCCGCUAUAAGAAGAUUUGGCAGAGCCGAUGGGGAAGACAUUAACUACGUUCAUAUAGGCCCUAAUGGACCUUACCCUGGCGCUCAAGUGCCCGGUGCGAGACCUGAUAGAUCUUCACUCAUGCAGCUAAGCGUUACAGGUUUUAGGACUAUCACAGAUAGAAGUCUAGAUCAUUUAGCUACAUCUGCGCCGUUCCUUCGGCUGCUAGAUUUGUCGGAGACUAAUGUAACUGAUGCUGGUGUGGCUGCUUUUAGGAGUUUGCGGCCAGACUGUAGGGUGAUUUAUAGUAAAUAUCAGAAGAAAGAUUGAAUUUAGGAUGGUUAUCUAUAGCUAGCUUAUGUUUAGCUUCCGGGAGCAUAAUUGGUAUAGAUUCUUUAGUUUGAAAGUGGAGCCGCGCUCAAGUGUAUAUCGAGAUUUGAAGGCAAAAUUAAAUAACUACACGCAGUACCUAUUAAAAGAAAAUUAGUUUCUUUCUGGCUUGAGAUGAUAAAAACAUAACUUGCAACAUUACUAACAACAUUACAAAAAAGAUCUCUUGAUAUUAAAACUAAAUGAGGUAAAUUAUUACAAAAAAAAAUAUAUUAAAAGUUCUUAGCUGAAAUACCUACCCUAUACUUAUGUAUGCGACAAAAUAUUUGACCAAUGCAUAGUUGCAUAACUGAAUAUAAUUAACUUUAAUGAUUUACUUCAGUAAAUAUCAAAUGUUACUGAUGUCUAUACAAAAUUAUAUCAAUUCGUUUAGCAAAGUGGUCAAAACAUGUAUCCUUCAGUAUUUGAAAAUUCAAAUUGCAUAACUUUAAUUUGUAAAUAAAUUAUAAUUAAUACAAAAUUUUAACUUUACGAAAUUAUUCUAAAUUCCGAGCCGGGCUGAGCGCAGACACUACAAUCUACGACCCUAUUAGUUAUCCUUGGCGUUAAAGGGGUAUUAAAAGUUGUUCAAUGUUCACUAUAUUAAAAAUUUUG
Molecule: messenger RNA, 3055 nt
Organism: Leguminivora glycinivorella
Lineage: Eukaryota; Metazoa; Arthropoda; Insecta; Lepidoptera; Tortricidae
Exons: 12
Coding region: 212-2401 (729 amino acids)
Biological process (GO): SCF-dependent proteasomal ubiquitin-dependent protein catabolic process
Cellular component (GO): SCF ubiquitin ligase complex
Molecular function (GO): protein binding
Source: RefSeq, a predicted model, not a curated record